UCUGGACCACAAUUUUGUUCGGACACCGAAGUUCCAAUUCCCCGGAAUCGGUGUAAUCUACUGCAACUGCAACCAUACGGCAUACUACCGUAUACGACUGGCAAGACCAGCAAUGACCUUCGAGAUCGACCGAGACCACGGUCGCACCCACGCGUUGUUCAUUCUGGCCGUGGACAAGGCAUGCACAAGCACACCAUCGUCGUCUCGUGGAGAAAUGGGAAGCAGAUACAGGACCUGUCUAGCCUUCAUCUUGCUGCUCGCCGUCGUGCCGCGCCCGUCGGUGUCGGCGCAGCAGCACACGGUAGGCGCCGGCUCCUCUCUGUCCGUGGAAGACCGCGCACGGCCGUUCCUGACAUCCCCCGACGGCACUUUCUCGUGCGGCUUCCAGGAGGCCGGCGAGAACGCCUUCUCGUUCUCCAUCUGGUACACCGGCGCCGCGGAGAAGACCGCGGUCUGGACGGCGAACCCCGGCGCCCCCGUGAACGGCCGGGGCUCCAGGAUCUCGUUCCGCCGCGACGGUGGCCUUGCCCUCGACGACGCCAACGGGACCACGGUGUGGGAGAGCACGACGAGUGGCGGCGGCACCGCCGCCCUGACCAUCUCCCUCCUCGAGACCGGCAACCUCGUCAUCUCCGACCCGUCCACCACCGUGUGGCAGAGCUUCGACUGGCCGACGGACACGCUGCUCCCGUCGCAGCAGCUCACCAAGCGCACGAAGCUCGUCGCGGGCUACUUCAGCCUCUACUACGACAACGACAACGUGCUGCGGCUCCUGUACGACGGCCCCGAGAUCUCGAGCAUCUACUGGCCGACUCCGGGCAACGAUCCCUUCAAGAACGGCCGAACAACCUACAACAGCUCGAGGAUCGGCGUCCUCGACGACAACGGCGCGUUCGUGUCGAGCGACAACCUGGGAGUCAAUGCCUCCGACCUCGGCCCCGGCGUCAAGAGACGGCUCGCCAUCGAUCCGGACGGCAACGUGAGGAUCUACAGCCUGAACGCGUCGACCGGGGGCUGGACGGUGACAUGGGCGGCGCUGGCGCAGCCGUGCUCCGUGCACGGGCUGUGCGGCCCGAACGCGGUCUGCGAGUACCAGCCGAGCCUCAGGUGCUCGUGCGCGCCGGGGUACGAGAUGGUGGACCCACGGGACUGGCGGAAAGGCUGCAGGCCCAUGUUCAGCGUCACAAACUGCAGCCUGCAGCAGGCGUCGCCGGAGCAGCAGCCACGGUACAAGUUCGUCAAGAUGCCGCACACCGACUUCUACGGCUACGAUCUGUGGUACUACCAAUCCGUCACGUUCCAGUACUGCAAGAAGAUCUGCUCGGAGAACUGCCUGUGCUUCGGCUUCUCCUACAGGCUUCAAGGCCAAGGCGUCUGCUACCCGAAAAGCCUGCUGUUCAACGGCUUCACGUCUUCAGCGUUCCCCGGGAACAUCUUCAUCAAACUACCAAUGGAUUUCAACACCUCAUCGGCGUCUCCGGCCAGCGCACGGCGGAGCACCACAGGCAUAGCCUGCGAUCCUACCGUCCCCGUGAUCGUCAAAGAGUCACCAGGCACGCUCGGGAGACCCAGAAACGGCGCCGAGUGGCCGUACUUGUUUGCGUUCGCCGGAGUGCUGGGAGUUCUCGAUCUGAUCUUCAUCGCGACGGGGUGUUGGUUCCUCUCCAGCAAGCAGAGCAUACCCAGCUCGCUGGAGGCAGGCUACAGGAUGGUCACGGGGCAGUUCAGGAGGUUCACGUACCGGGAGCUCAAGGGCGCCACGGGGAACUUCAAGGAAGAGCUCGGCCGGGGCGGCUCCGGCGUCGUGUACCGCGGCGUGCUCGACGAAGGGAAGGUGGUGGCCGUGAAGAAGCUGACCAGCGUGGCGGGAGGCGACGAGGAGUUCUGGGCGGAGAUGACGGUGAUCGCGCGGAUCAACCACAUCAACCUCGUCAGGAUCUGGGGGUUCUGCUCCCAGAGCAGGCACAAGCUGCUGGUGUACGAGUACGUGGAGAACGAGUCCCUGGACAGGCACCUGUUCGACACGGAUCGGGCGGCCCUGCCGUGGCGCGCGCGGUACAGGAUCGCGCUGGGCACGGCCAGGGGCCUCGCCUACCUCCACCACGAGUGCCUGGAGUGGGUCAUCCACUGCGACGUGAAGCCGGAGAACAUUCUGCUCACCCGGGAGUUCGACGCCAAGAUCGCCGACUUCGGGCUGGCCAAGCUGUCCAAGAGGGACGGCGCCGGCGGCGGUUUCCAGCUGUCGCACAUGAGAGGGACGACGGGGUACAUGGCGCCGGAGUGGGCGCUGAACGUGCCCGUCGACGCCAAGGUCGACGUCUACAGCUACGGCAUCGUGCUGCUGGAGAUCGUGAUGGGGAGCCGGAUCUCCGACCAGACGACGGCGGGCGGGGAGCGGCUGGAGAUGUCGCAGAUCGCCCGGGCGCUGCGGCAGGUGGUGGCGAGUGGGGACAUUGUGCCUCUGGUGGAUGGUAGGCUGCAGGGAAACUUCAAUCCCCGGCAAGCCCUGGAAAUGGUGAGGAUUUCUUUAUCGUGCAUGGAGGAAAGGAGCAGCCGGCCGACCAUGGAUGACAUCGCCCAGGCUCUCACGGCGUGCGACGAUGAGGACGAGCACCCUGCGUACAGGUCAUGACUCGUGAUGAGUCCUCCCGAUAAAAUGUCACUUUGGAAAUUGUAAGGCCUGUCACUGCAAAAUCUCUUCAGGGUUACACUAGCUAACAACUAUUUACAAUCAUUAAGCCGCCAAAAUCGAAUUGGUUGAUGAUCUUUAGAGCGUACUUAAUCUUUUAAGAGUGUUUAGUCAUGCAAUUUCAGAGACUAUUUUAUCAAAAUAAUGAGAUGCAAAUCUCAAACGAAACUUUCUGUA
Messenger RNA from Panicum virgatum (switchgrass), 2866 nucleotides. Its product is annotated as putative receptor protein kinase ZmPK1. NCBI's taxonomy places the organism in Eukaryota, Viridiplantae, Streptophyta, Magnoliopsida, Poales, Poaceae. The transcript has a single exon. Gene Ontology annotation, molecular function: protein serine/threonine kinase activity; ATP binding. The record is from RefSeq and is a predicted model, not a curated record. Bases 113 to 2632 code for a protein of 839 amino acids. Gene Ontology annotation, biological process: recognition of pollen; protein phosphorylation.